Messenger RNA from Hipposideros armiger (great roundleaf bat), 2943 nucleotides. RefSeq names its product pyridine nucleotide-disulphide oxidoreductase domain 2 (gene PYROXD2). The coding region runs from base 630 to 2306 and encodes 558 amino acids. Gene Ontology annotation, molecular function: oxidoreductase activity. The transcript is spliced from 16 exons. The record is from RefSeq and is a predicted model, not a curated record. Lineage: Eukaryota; Metazoa; Chordata; Mammalia; Chiroptera; Hipposideridae.
GGCCCUCCCUGCAGCUUUGCUGAGGCCCUGGUCACGGUGACACUAAGGGGGUGUUCGGCCAGCAGGCUCCCUAAGCCUACUGUGGGUGUAGAGCAGUUCACCUCCAUGUAGGCUGGCAAGACAGCAUGGGAGCAGAGGCAGACCUGGGUCUGUCUCUUUUACUUAGGAUUCCCACUCCAGCACACCCCGGAUGUUUAAUUCCUUAAUGAGAAGCAGGACAGCACAGGGAGAAGAGGGGCCUUUGGAACUCCGUUCCCCCAGAGCAUCUACUGCUCACACCCUCGUCUGAGCCUCAGGGCCCCGCUACCCUGUCUGUAAAAUUGGAACGUGUGAGAGGCUGCACAGCUGAUACAGGGCUAGAGAAUUACCAGCAUGGAGAUUAUUAUCCAAAGGCCUGGAGGCCACACAACUUCAGCCCAGUUAACAGGCAACCUCCCUCAACUCUGCCCGUGUGGACUCCAUGGGGGGCGUGUGCAGCUCAGUGGCCUCUGUUUAGUCCUGGCCCAGGGCCAAGCAUGGCAGCUGGACUGCAGCUCCUCCUCUCUUCCUGUUUUCCCCCUGCUCCUCCCCCUGCUGGAGGAGACAAAAAGCUGAUUGCAAGCAAAUCCCUGGCCUAGUCCUGGGCAGAAAUGGCUGCAAAUGGCCGAGGUCUCGGCAGGGCCGUGAGUGCUCCCUGCCCUGCUUGGAGACGAGCUCACUGGGAAGCCAAGGGACGCCUGAAGCCUGAGUAUGAUGCAGUGGUGAUAGGAGCAGGUCACAACGGGCUGGUGGCUGCUGCCUACCUGCAGAGACUGGGGGUGAACACAGCCAUCUUUGAGAGACGCCACGUAAUCGGGGGUGCUGCUGUCACCGAGGAGAUCAUCCCAGGGUUUAAGUUCUCCCGAGCAUCCUACCUUCUCAGCCUGCUGAGGCCGCGGAUUUACACUGACCUGGAGCUGAAGAAACACGGGCUGAGGCUUCAUCUCCGAAACCCCUACUCCUUCACCCCCAUGCUGGAAGAAGGCACAACGAGUAAGGUGCCCAGGUCCCUUCUUUUGGGCACAGACAUGGUAGAAAACCAGAAGCAGAUCGCCCAGUUCUCACAGAAAGAUGCCCAGGCCUUUCCCAAAUACGAGGCCUUCAUGAAUCGCUUGGCAUUAGCCAUCGACCCUCUGCUGGACGCAGCCCCCGUGGACAUGGAGGCCUUCUGGCAGGGCUCCCUGCUACAGAGGCUCAAGUCGCUCUCUACCCUCACACCCCUGCUGCAGGCAGGCCGCAUCCUAGGAGCCCAGCUGCCCCAGUAUCACCAGGUCCUCACAGCUCCAAUUACCAAGGUGCUGAACCAGUGGUUUGAGUCUGAGCCUCUAAAAGCCACUCUAGCAACAGAUGCUGUGAUUGGAGCCAUGCUAAGCCCCCACACUCCGGGGAGUGGGUAUGUGCUGCUACAUCACGUGAUGGGGGGCCUGGAGGGAGUACAGGGGGCCUGGGGCUACGUCGAGGGUGGCAUGGGUGCCCUCUCUGAUGCCAUCGCAAGCUCAGCCACCGCGCAUGGAGCGAGUAUCUUCACCGAAAAGGCAGUGGCUAAGGUGCAGGUGAGCAGUGGAGGACGUGUUCUCGGAGUUGUGCUGCAGGAUGGCUCAGAGGUGAGGAGCAAAGUAGUGCUGUCCAACGCAUCACCACAGAUCACCUUCCUGAAGCUCACGCCACAGGAGUGGCUUCCUGAAGAGUUCAUGGAGAGAAUCUCUCAGCUGGACACCCAGUCACCCGUCACCAAGAUCAAUGUGGCUGUCAACAGGCUGCCUGACUUCCUGGCGGCCCCCAAUGCUGCCAGCGGCCAGCCGCUGCCGCAUCACCAGUGCUCCAUCCACCUGAACUGUGAAGACACCACCCUCCUCCAUCAGGCCUUUGAAGAUGCCAUGGAUGGCUGGCCUUCCCACAGGCCUAUGAUUGAGCUCUGCAUCCCUUCCUCGCUGGACCCCACCCUGGCUCCUCCUGGCUGCCAUGUCAUCUCCCUCUUCACUCAGUACACUCCCUACACACUGGCUGGAGGCAAGGUCUGGGAUGAGCAGGAGAGAAAUGCCUAUGCAGAUAAAGUGUUUGAUUGCAUCGAGGCCUACGCCCCUGGCUUCAAGGGCUCCGUGGUGGGCAGAGACAUCCUCACCCCACCUGAUUUGGAGAGAAUCUUUGGGCUUCCUGGAGGGAACAUCUUCCACUGUGCCAUGGGCCUAGACCAACUCUACUUCUCCCGCCCCGUGCCCCUGCACUCCAGCUACCGCUGCCCUCUCCGGGGCCUGUAUCUCUGCGGAAGUGGGGCCCAUCCUGCCUAAGCGACCUCGCCAAGGGUGCCGUUUCAUUUGGACACUUUCUCGGAGCCGUGUGGGCCUCGGCCUCCCAGAAAGGCCCUGAACUUCCGCAUCUUCCCCCUCAAGCCCUCGGCCCCGCGUCUUAGCUUCGCGUGCUGGGAGUCUCACCAUCCAGCGCAUCAGCUCUCAGACUGAGAGGGGCCACUGCUUGGGCUGUGUGCCUGGCUCCCUCCCCAGAGCGUGAGGCAGGAAACCUGGAGGGGAGCCCAGAGUCUGUCUCCAUAGUUGUCCCAGGUGGUCCUGAUGCCCGCAGCCCGAGCACCUCCCUCAAGCAUCCCGCUCUGCCUGGUCGCCGGCUCCCUGGGGGCUGUUGUCGCAGCUUUGGAUCACAGGAGAUUCCCUUCCAGGAGGAGGUGUCAUGGGAGCAGCUGGACGCAAUGCCGCCCACGUGGUCUUCGGGGACCUCAAGAGCAUGUGACCCUGAACCAACUCUGACCCAAGACGAAGAAUCCACCCUUGAGCUUUUAAGUCCCCAUUGGGUCAACGUCCCAGGUUGUGGCUUGAGGCAGGCCAGCUCUCAAGGCUCAAGCUACUAAUUUAGAAAAAAUCGUAUAAGUUACAUUUGAAACUGGUUAACCUCAUACCCAUGAGUUCAUGAGUG